AUGAAGAUUGAAGAGGUGCAGUCGACUGCGAAGGCGCAGCGCAUUGCGUCGCACACGCACGUCAAAGGUCUGGGGCUGGAGGCAGAUGGUACAGCUUUGCCAAUUGGCUCGGGACUCGUGGGUCAAGAGAAGGCGCGCGAAGCCGCGGGCCUCACGGUCGAGCUCAUCAAGUCAAAGAAGAUGGCGGGGCGCGCGUUGCUGCUCGCUGGAGCGCCUGGGACGGGAAAGACGGCACUGGCGCUGGGUAUCUCGCAAGAGCUGGGGCCGAAAGUACCGUUCUGUCCCAUGGUGGGGUCGGAAGUCUACUCGUCGGAAGUGAAGAAGACGGAGGUGUUGAUGGAGAACUUUCGGCGUGCGAUUGGACUGCGGAUCAAAGAGAGCAAAGAGGUGUACGAAGGCGAAGUGACCGAGAUGACGCCGGAGGAGACGGAGAAUCCGCUUGGCGGGUACGGCAAGACCAUCUCGCACGUGAUUGUGGGUCUCAAGACCACAAAAGGCUCCAAGCAAUUGAGACUCGACCCGAGUAUCUACGAGUCACUGCAGAAAGAGAGAGUGGCAGUGGGCGACGUCAUAUACAUUGAAGCCAACAACGGCAGCGUCAAGCGCGUUGGUCGCUCGGACGCCUACGCCACUGAGUACGACUUGGAAGCGGAAGAGUACGUGCCGAUCCCUAAGGGCGACGUCCACAAGAAGAAGGAGCUGAUUCAGGAUGUGACGCUCCAUGAUUUGGAUAUCGCAAAUGCACGUCCGCAAGGUGGGCAGGAUAUCAUGUCCAUGAUGGGCCAGAUGAUGAAGCCCAAGAAGACAGAGAUUACUGAAAAGUUGCGGACGGAGAUCAACAAAGUCGUCAAUCGGUACAUUGACCAAGGUGUGGCGGAGCUCGUGCCGGGCGUGCUGUUUGUGGAUGAGGUCCACAUGCUGGAUAUUGAGUGUUUCACGUACUUGAACCGUGCACUCGAGUCGACGCUGGCCCCGAUCGUCGUAUUUGCCACGAACCGUGGUGUUUGCCAGAUCCGCGGUACUGACGUUUCGUCUCCCCACGGCGUUCCACUCGAUCUGCUGGACCGCAUGCUCAUCAUCCGCACGAUGCCCUACUCUGUGGAAGAGAUGGUGCAGAUCAUUAAGAUCCGUGCUGAAGCUGAGAGCAUCAAGCUCAUGGAGGACGCCAUUUCGCGACUGGGCGAAAUCGGCUCAGAGACCUCGCUUCGGUACAGUGUGCAGCUGCUCACGCCUUCUCGGAUCCUUGCCGAGACUCAAGGCCGUUCGGAAGUGUCGGUGGAUGACAUUGAGGAGACGAAAAACCUGUUCAAUGAUGCCAAGCGAUCGGCGCUUGCUCUUGCACAGUCUGAGGGAUAUCUUAUGUAG
This is a messenger RNA of Hyaloperonospora brassicae, 1365 nucleotides long. The record is from the annotation of a GenBank genome assembly. NCBI's taxonomy places the organism in Eukaryota, Oomycota, Peronosporomycetes, Peronosporales, Peronosporaceae.